AUGGGCAUAGCACAGACGAAGAUGGGAAGGAAAAAGAGUAUAGUAAAGAAUUAUGGAGAUGACUCAAAUACAAAUACAACCCCUUUUGAUGAAGUCUCGACAAUUUCUUUUGAUGUUAAUGAUCAAUUUCGGUUUAGAUAUGGACGAAGAUUUCAUAAUUUCACAAAUCUUAUUUAUGACUUACCGAAUGAUGACGACGAAGCUGAUCGUUUGCAUUUAGAACAUUUUCUAAUAAGGACUGUUUGGAAAUCAAAUUUUUCGUCUCCAAUAAUUCCUAAAUUAGAGAGUGGAUGUAAAAGUCUUGACGCAGGAUGUGGACCAGGUGCAUGGGCUUUAGAAAUGGCUUCUGACUAUCCCAAGUCGAAAUUUGUAGGAGUGGAUAUUUCGCCAAUAUUUCCUACAAAUAUAAAACCAUGUAAUUUGACAUUUCAAGUAGCAAAUAUUCUUGAUGGCAUGGAUUUCAGUGACGGAACAUUUGAUUUCGUUCACAUGAGAUUUAUGAUGCCAGCAUUCACACAGGAACAAUGGGAAGUUAAAGUAAUCCAAGAAGUUGUUCGUGUGUUAGCAGUUGGGGGUUGGCUUGAACUUUGCGAAUAUGAAUUAUGUCAAAAUUGUGGUCCAACAUUCGAAAAAAUAUUAAGUUCUCGACGAGAAAUGUGGAUUGGCAUGGGAAUAAAUCCAGAUAUUUCGCAACUUCUUGGAAAAAUGAUGCAAAAUACGAAUCAAUUUGAAGAGAUUCAUCAUGAAGAAAAAAUAAUCCCUAUAGGAAAAUCGUGGGCAGGAAAAAUUGGUGAAGUGGGAGUUGACGACAUAAUUACAAGAAUGAUAGGGAUAAAACCUGCCUUGUUUCCAUUUAUGGGAAUAACUUCAGAAGAAUAUGAUGAUAUGAUGCAAAAGAGUAUCGAAGAAUUUGAUAAAUAUAAAACAUUUUUUGUUACUUAUGAAGUUUCAAUCGUAGCCGCUUUAUUAGGUGGUUUUUCUGUAACCUUUGGACUUAUUUCCUAUUUCAUAAAAGAAAGAAUUUAUUUAUCUGAAUCCCGUAAGUACAUGCUUAAACCUAUUGUAUUGACCUUCGAUGCGAUGUUAAGAAAACUUUAUAUUAUUAUAGUUGUAUGUUUAUCGUGUGGAAUUCUUCUUGGACCGUUUGCGUUAAAUGUUAUCUCUCCUGAAGUAUGGGGAGAUGUUGACGAAAUCACAAGACAAUUUACUAGAAUCGUUAUUGCGAUCCAGGUCAUGGCUGCUGGAGUAGCAUUACCAAAAGCUUUCUUGUGGAAAGAAUUAAAAUCAUUGAUUUUUUUACUUAUUCCUGUCAUGAUAUGGAUGUGGAUUAUAAGUGCUCUUGCAAUUUGGUGGAUAAUUCCUAGACUUUCAUUUUUGGAAGCAAUGUGCAUUGCUUCUUGUAUUGCACCCACUGAUCCAGUUGAGUAUCUAGUUUUGGCGAACUCAGUCGUUAAGGGUAGAUUCGCGGAAAAAUAUGUACCUUUACACCUUCGUAACAUUAUAUCUGCUGAAAGUGGAGCGAAUGACGGUAGUAUGUCUCCAGGUCCCGCUGUCGGGAAGUGGGUUUAUUAUAUUAUGGGAUAUCAGGUGAUUCUAUCUGUUAUAUUGGGAUUCCUUAUUGGAUAUAUCGCGCGCAAGUCAUUACGUUGGGCUGUUGAUAAGAAUUUGAUUGAUAAAGAAAUAUUUUUGACUUUUGCUGUUAUGUUAGCUUUGUUUAUUAUGGGUUCUGUGGCAAUUAUUGGAAGUGAUGAAUUAUUGGCAUGUUUCAUUGCUGGAAAUUCUUUUACUUGGGACGAUUGGUUUCGUCAGGAGACUUUAGGUUCUCAUAUUCAGCAAAUCCUUGAUAUGAUAUUAAACUUGGCAGUGUUUAUUUAUAUUGGAAUGAUUAUGCCUUUUUCAUCUUUUAAUAAUGACGCUCUGGGGUUGUCAUAUUGGAGAUUAAUUCUAGUCGCUCUUUUCAUACUUUUGUUUCGACGUCUUCCAAUCGUAAUGGCUUUAUUGCAUAAGAUACCCGCUUUAAAAACUUAUCGCGAAGGGCUUUUUGCUGGAUGGUUUGGUCCGAUAGGUGUUGGUGCUGUAUUUUAUGCUGAAAUUGCAAAGCGAGCCUUGGAGGAAGAAAGUGAAACUUCUUAUGGAAAUGCGAAAAAACUUGUUAAGCCAGUUGUGUUCUUCAUGGUUCUUUCUUCAAUCGCAAUUCACGGGAUAUCUAUACCUUUGAUCAAAAUCGGGAAGCGUGUAAAUGAGUUUUCGAGGACAACUUCGCUUAAUUUAUCUAUUACAUUGACUUCAAAUUCGAUUAAACGUAAAAAUGAUUCAACCACUGGCAAGGGUGAAACUGUAGAAAGGUCAGAUGAAAAUUUAUCUGGGCCUUCAUUAUCAUCAACUGAUGAUCAAAUUAAAGUAACAAAUAAUCAAGAUAAUCAAGAUAAUAAAGAGGUAGAAAACAGGAUUAUAAUUGAUACUGAAGAGCAAACAACAUCACAGACUAUGUUAUCCUAUGACAAGAAAAAAAUUCCGAUCUCUUCUGAAGUAUCAAUUGCUUUACAAGAUAAAACGGUUUCGGUUUAUGAUGAAUAUGAAAAUACAAUAGUCGAAGAUGAUCAAGGAAGGGUUUUCGUUAUUCCAAAUCCUCCUUGA
This is a messenger RNA of Diversispora eburnea, 2637 nucleotides long. The record is from the annotation of a GenBank genome assembly. Lineage: Eukaryota; Fungi; Glomeromycota; Glomeromycetes; Diversisporales; Diversisporaceae.